AAUUUGUCCAAAUACCUUGUUUAUAAAGGAAUAUCCGAUUCAUACAACGAGCUCAAAAGGAGCGGGGGAACGAAGCCAUGGCAGCAACAUACCCGCAAUCAACGAACUCAGCACGAGGAACAAGACGGCUAGCAGCAGCUAAACGUUCCGGACAAAACUUCCCCAGCGCCUCCACAUGAGAUAUUUACAGAAGAUCAAACUUCUUAGCAAUCAACAGAGCAGAAGAAGUAGAAGAAGAAGCAAUCAAGCUACUGCUUCUCACAAGAUCCCCGGUGCUCCCCCGCCGCCUCCGUCGCCGCCUUGGCUCGCCUCCCAGCUUCGAUCGAAGUCUUCCCAAUCUCACGGCGGAGAAGAAGGAUUCAGGGACCCCCGCGGCCGGGCUCAUUGGGUUCCCGAGACAACAUUAAGCACUUCCAAGUUCAAUCAGUCAGGGAUGGUGUCGACGACGGCGGUGGUUUUGUUGAUUGGUCUUAUGGGAAUGGUUUAUCAGGCCACUCAGCUUACUCCGCCGCCGCAGAGUGAUCCUAAUGCAGAAGAGCACGCCGACGGUUCGAUGAGAAUCAGGCUUAGCGAUGGGAGGUACCUGGCUUAUAGGGAGAAAGGGGUUCCAAGAAACAAAGCCAAAUACAAGAUUAUUCUUGUUCAUGGCUUUGGAAGCUCUAAAGAGAUGAACUUUCUGGCACCUGAAGAUGUUGUUGUAUCAGCAGAUUUCCAGGAGUUGAUAGAGGAGUUGGGGAUCUGUUUCUUGCAAUUUGAUCGAGCCGGAUAUGGAGAGAGUGACCCUAACCCGAAGAGAUCAGUAAAGAGUGAGGCUUUGGACAUCGAAGAACUUGCAGACCAGCUUGAGCUCGGAUCCAAGUUUUAUGUAAUUGGGGUAUCGAUGGGAUCAUAUCCAAUUUGGAGCUGCCUCAAAUACAUACCUAACAGGCAAGUUAACCUGCUAGCAGGUGCAGCACUAAUUGUCCCAGUUGUCAAUUACAACUGGCGUUCCCUUCCUCAAAGUCUCAUUAGAGACGAUUACCGUAGGAGGCUUGUACAGUUGACAUACUUGUUUUCAAGCUACGCUCCUGGAUUACUGCACUGGUGGGUUUCUCAGCAAUGGCUUCCUUCGAAUUCUGUACUAGAGAGGAACCCGGUAUUCUUCAACCCUCAUGACAUUGAGAUCUUGAAGAAGAUACCAGGGUUCCCAAUGCUGAGCAAGGCUAAACUGGUAGAAAGAGAAGUUUUCGACACUCUGCGCCAUGAUUUCCUAGUGGGUUUUGGAGACUGGGAAUUCGAUCCAACUGACCUAGAGAACCCAUUUCCUUCAAACACAAGCAAUGUUCAUAUCUGGCAAGGUCUUGGAGACAGGGUUGUCCCGUUUCAACUUCAGAGAUUCAUUUCGGGGAAGUUACCAUGGAUUCGAUACCACGAGGUUCCUGAAGGUGGGCAUCUAAUUGUGCACUACAGCGGGCUUGGAGAGGCUGUAUUGAAGUCACUUUUACUUGGGGAAGAACCUCUUACUCUAAACCAUGUACAACCAUAGCCAAACCAAUGAUGCAUUGGUCCAGAUAGAACCAUGGACAGGCUCAGGUGGACAUGAAGGAAUGAUCCGUCAGAAGCAUGUCCCCUAUUCAUUCAACAUUAUAAGUUCUGCAGACAAUCUCCUACUGGCAGUGAGAAGACAUCAUCAAACAGGGCAAGCAAGAAACACAGAAGCAUCUCUCCCUCUCUCACCAUAUCUACUUAGAAGCUCCAUUGCUUGAAGACUUGACUAUAGGUGAAAGAUGACCAUUCUAUCUGAACCAGAUACAAUCACCAUGGCCAUGGGAAGUAUUGGUCUCCCAGAAGCAUCUGCUCAACUAGAAGAUGGCAAGGUCGACGACAAUUCUCUAUGGUCCCUCACGCUAAACGAAAUUGAGCUCAAAAGCGGGAAAACCUUUGGGUCCAUGAACAUGGACGAGUUCCUCUCCAACUUAUGGAACACCAAUGCAGAAGACACAACUCAAGUUCUGCAGCAACAACCAAACCCUGAUAACAAUCAUCAUAACACCCCAACGAACAAUCCAUUCGACGAUAAAUCGAGCCAGCAGCAAACACAUCAGCAGCAACAACAACAACAACAGAGUUCCUUAAUCUCCAUUCCUUCCCCACUCUGCAAGAAAACUGUGGACGAAGUGUGGUCAGAUAUCCAGAGAGAGCAGCACCACCACCACCAUUUCUCCAGUCACUUGAAACCAGCAGACAGCACCAAUGUGAUCCCCCAUGGGAGGCAACAGUCUUUAGGAAACAUGACAUUGGAGGAAUUCUUGGUACAGGCAGGUGUGGUUCAAGAAGCUGCUGCAAAAUUGCCACCACCAAGAAGUAGUACUAAUUCUGCUUCACCGUCAUCAUCAUCAUCUACAGUAGUGCUGCAUCAGCUGAAACUGGAGACACCAUCUUCAUUAGGGUCUUCUUUUCAUGGUCUGAAUGGGAACUUCUCGAGCGUGACCGGAUGCUUUGGUUCGUACCACAUGAUGAUGAACCCUAGCAAGGGUUAUGUGGGGGAAGCAUCGUCGAGUGAUCAGUUCAGCAGAAUCAUCGACGGGCCGCCUGAGGUUUUGGUGGAGAGAAGGCAGCGUAGGAUGAUCAAGAACAGAGAAUCUGCAGCAAGGUCGAGGGCUAGGAAACAGGCAUAUACAAUGGAGCUUGAGCUGGAGCUGAAUUAUCUCAAGGAAGACAACAGCAGGCUGAAGCAGAUUGUGCAGGAGAUCGAGGAGAAAGCCAGAGAGAAGAUUACGAGGAUGAAGAAAGAGGGAACGCGGCAGAACAAGAAGACAGAUAAGCUAAGGAGCAUAAGGAGGACAACAAGCAUGAGUUGGUGAAUGCUGAAAUGAAGACUAUAAUUAUGCAUUAUUUAUAUAAUCUUAGUUAUACUACUACUUGAAUAAAUGUCAUGGAUAGGCAAAACUUGUUAUGUAGUAACAUCCAAUGUGUGAGUGAGGUUAGUAGUUUUGUCUAGAUGACCUACCUUGCUUGCAAAGUAUGUGAUGUAUGCAAUAAGCUUAUAUAAGUCAUGAGAUUGAAAGGUGCUUAAUGGGGAUACAAGAUUGUUGUUGGU
Linum tenue is the source of this 3079-nucleotide messenger RNA. The record is from the annotation of a GenBank genome assembly. NCBI's taxonomy places the organism in Eukaryota, Viridiplantae, Streptophyta, Magnoliopsida, Malpighiales, Linaceae.